GUGGAGCCCCGCGAGUUAGGCGUAUAUAAGGCCGACCCAGCCCGGCCCAAGUCAGUCAUUCACCGGACUACCAGCCCACCACACACAAAAACCAAACAUGAAGGCCUUCAUCGUAUUCGCCUGCCUGUCAGUCGCGACGGCCCGCGCCGGCAUCGCUCACGGAGGCUACGGCGGCUACGGCGGAUACGGUGGUGGACACGGAGGAGCGGGACUUAGCGGUGGACUCGCCGCCGGCGCUGGCACUGCCCACGCGCUCCAGGGCGGCGCCUCGAGCCUCGGCUCCGGCGGACUUGGCGCCAACUACGCUGCGGGUGCCGCCUCGGCGGCUGGACAUGCGGGAGUUCAGCAGAUUGUCUCCGGCGGCGUUCUCGGCGGAAGGGCCGACAUCGGACCCGCUGAGGGUCCCAAGGCCAACGUAGGACCCCAGAGCGGCCCAUCCGACCUGGUGGGACCCCAGGAGGGAGCCAAGUCCAUCGGCGGACCGCGCACCGGACCAGCCAGCCUCGUUGGCCCCGCCGCCGGACCGUCGACGUUGGUCGGCCCGUCCCAGGGAACCGCCACCCUCGUCGGCCCGUCCCAGGCCACCGCUAACCUUGUCGGACCCAGCUACGGCGGCGUCGCCUUCUACGCUGGCUCCGGCGGCAUCAACGGCGACGACGGCAGCUCCGGCUCCGCCGCCGCGGCCGCGCCCGGUGGUCUUGGACUCGGAGGUGGCCUCGGUCUUGGAGGUGGUCACGGAGCCGGCGCCAUUGCCGUGAUCGGCGGUGGCCCGGGCAUCCACGGAGGAAUCGGCGGACACGACGCUGGCGUCGCAGUGAUCAACGGACCCAGCGGUGCCAUCCACGCCGGACUUGGCUCCCACGGAGCCAUCAUCCCCGGCGGCUACCAUGGCAAGUGGUAAUGCGGAUUAGAGUCAUCUCGGCGAUGAAAGACGACGGCGGCACACCAACCAUAGUCAUACCGGUCGAACGGAUACUCAAAGCGCGCUCACUUGUCUCAACUCUCUCUCUCUCUCUCUCUCUCUCUCUCUCUCUCUCUCUAUCUCUCACUUUUAGUCUCUUACUACUGUUCUCUCUCUGUUCUUCCUCUUUGCUCGACUUUUCUUCUUCUCUCUGUCUCUGUGCUAUCGUCUAUCUAUCUCUUCCGUGUGCGCGAGUCAGAGAUUUGCUGAUGGCGCGCGCCCCUGGCUGGCCCCCCGAAUCCCCGCGCUUUUCAACUCUUAGUCAGACGGACGCUAUAAUGGAGCGGCGAGCUUGCAGUCAUAACACGGUACACACACAACACGCUAAACUCUGUUCUGCCACCCCCCCCCCCCCUCAACCUUCAUGCCAACACACAAGCAACACACACGCAACACGGAGAGACGGAGAGGAAUAGGUGAUAAACGUGGUCGUCUUACGCACUCAGCUACUCGGAUGUGAGGACUAGGACGACGCGUCCACUAUUUAGUCAAUUGUCGGCUGAAACGUUGGAUCUCGUUGACUCGGGAUCCCGCGCGAGCGCUUCUUUUUCUUUGUUUUGUUUGUUCUCUGGAGAAAAAUUGCUACUUUUUGUUUGUUUGUCCCGCGCUCCGGUCCCGCGAGUGAUUCUGUGUGAAGAUGCUGUGGAGAUCGGUGAGCCUGAGCCACGGGCCUAAGUUAGCCGGAUGAGCCUCGACACACGUACACUCACGUACACGCACACACCCACACUCUCACACCAGCCAAACGAGUACACCAAAAAAUAAUUAAACUGAGAGAAAAAAAAAGCAGAAAAAAAAAUGAAGAAAACUCACCGAGUGCACCGCGCGUUGUAUAUGUGUUACACGUAUAUUUAGGCAACGAGUCGAGCAAGCGGAGCUAGUCGUUCUGUUUUUUGAGCGGUUGCAUCGCUUAUUAUCAUCACACCAACAUCAUCGUCACCGACCAAGAAAAACGAAAAAAACAAAAAAAGAAAAAAACCAAGAGAAAAAAAAUGGAGAAAAAAAAUUCCGCUCGACCCCGUUGUUGGCACGCGAAUGCCACGUGGUUUCUUUUCUUGUUUUCCUUGUAUUAUUGUAAUAUUAUCUGGAGGCGCAAGGCGCUCCCGCGCGCCCUGUUGUCCUCGGAUGUUGUUAUCCACCGCUGCACACAGACGCGCACGAUACACGCAGAAAAGGAAACGGCAACAGCAACACACGCACACUUGUCUCGUAAACUCGUCCAAUGUGCAUCGAAUGUGCCACACUACCUUAACUACUAUUACUAUUCUCUUCUCGACUCUUCUGUCUGUCUUCUGUCAUUCUCAUGUUUUUUAUAUAUUAUAUACGCAGAAUACACGUACUACACUACGGCUACAUGUGUAUACUCAUCCCCCGUUCUUUUUUAUACGUAUAUUAUAUACAUAUUACGCAUAUUACAGAUGUUAUGUUAUAGCGAAGAGGAGACCGGUAGAUUAUGGUAGGUUUUAAGCCGUGAUCCCCGCCCCCCUUCGCGAAUGAAUGAAUGUACAUAGAUGGCGCGCCGCCGCCGUGGUCCCGCGUGGACGCAAACCCGACCGCCCUCGUCAUACCCUUUCUAUGCGAUCACGACUAGCACCCAACCAACAACACCAACAUAGAUAGAUGCCACGUAUUUAUAGCGUUUAUACAUUUAUACAAUACUUUAUAUAAAAAUAAAGCAUCAGUAUUUAAAACUCAAUCUGUUCUAUUCGUUUUCGCUAAUUCUGCGCCCUUACCUACAUACAAACCUCCUUCUGUCAACUCCUGUCUUGCCUUCGUACCA
Molecule: messenger RNA, 2741 nt
Organism: Phymastichus coffea
Lineage: Eukaryota; Metazoa; Arthropoda; Insecta; Hymenoptera; Eulophidae
Gene: apd-3
Product: spidroin-1-like
Exons: 4
Coding region: 98-901 (267 amino acids)
Source: RefSeq, a predicted model, not a curated record